Acanthopagrus latus (yellowfin seabream) is the source of this 6934-nucleotide messenger RNA. Its product is annotated as protein asteroid homolog 1-like. The transcript has 12 exons. The record is from RefSeq and is a predicted model, not a curated record. NCBI's taxonomy places the organism in Eukaryota, Metazoa, Chordata, Actinopteri, Spariformes, Sparidae. Gene Ontology annotation, molecular function: nuclease activity. Bases 1990 to 4002 code for a protein of 670 amino acids.
UCACAAAGGAAUAAAAGGAAGUCUAAAUCAUGAUGUGCUGGAUUCAAAAUGAUGUAUGAUAAAUAAAUUAUACUUAAGUAUUAAAAGUACAUUUUAUAUAUAUUUAAUGUAUGUGUUGAGUGAUAAAAUAUUCUACUUGGACUCUGAUGCAGCAUUUAAUUCAAAUAAAUGUAAUAGAGUGGAAGUAUAAACUAGCAGAGAAUUAAAAUAAGUCAAGUUCCUCAAAAUUGUACUUGAGUAAAUGUACUCUGUUACAUUCCAUCACACUGAGUCUAAACCUUUCAUACACCUGAAAUAAAGAAUAGAAAUGUAAAUAUGUAUUAAAAAUAAAAGAGAUAUCAUAUUUUAGUGUCUUUCAACAGUGUUGUAGCCUAAAUGUGCAUAACAGUCAUAACUUGAGUAAAGAUAUGGUGUUAUUAUGUUCAAGUCACACACGUGAAUAUUACUUCAAAUAUCUGAUAUAAAAUGUCAAAACUAGUGUUGUGGCAAUAAAUGUACUAUUUUAACAAAUAUACAGAUUCAAAUAAAACAUAUAUUUACAUGUAUAUACAACCUGUUUACUGAUCUGUGUUACAACUCGCUGUCAUUAUUUUGUAAUUUAGAGUUUUUACCAAAGUACGUGAAAAUAUGUAUUUAUUAAUGAAUAUUGGAGCCAAUAAUCAAUCAGGUUCAUAAUCUGUUGACCCGGUUUAGUUACAUGAUAUCAAUCUAUGUAAAAUUUAAAAUUUUAAAAUUUUAUUUGCACUUUUGAUUCUUAAGUACAUUUGAUAUCAGAUACUUUAAGACUUUUACUCGAGUAAUAUUCAUGUGUGUGACUUUGCUUUUUCACCUUUUACUCGUUCUGAGUUUCUCACAUCUCAUAUUUUAACAAAUACAGUCAAGCAAUAAUGUCUUAAUAAUCUAAAGGGUUAGUUUGUAAAACAUUUAAACAUUUGUAUUGUUUUAUGUGGGCUGUAAACAUGCUCGUGACAGGUUCUGACUCAGGACUGUAUGAUGGGUUUGUCAUGUUGAGUUCUGUUUCUCCUGAAGUGAAACACAACUGAUCAGGCAGCUGGUUUCUGUUUCCCAGCUGACUUGUUGUAAAUGUUGUCAGCUGUUCACAGCUGUAGUUCCUCCGUCCUCCUCUGGGGCUCCUGCAGGUUUUAUUUUCCCUUUCCAAACUCAGACCAGUUCAGCUGGUUCUGGACUUCUGUUCCUGUUUAUUUAAUGUUCUUCUGGUUCUGUUUGUUAUCGACAUGCUGACGUGGAAGAGCAUUUACUCUGUACUGUUCUACUCUGAUGCAUCUCUGAGGGACAUAUUCAAUUCUUAUUUUACACUUUUAGUUACUAGUUUCUUUUCAGGUUAAAUUGUACUUAAAAAACAUGCUUAUUGCAUCUUCUUGCAUCUCAUUGCAUCACUGAUAAUCUUCUAAUAAUAUCUGAAUAAUAAAUGGGUCCAGUUUGCAUGAGUAUUUUCACUUUUGAUCCAUUAAAUAUAAAUAUAAACGCGUAUGGUUAGAAAAAUGUAUUUGUAGGUUAAAUUAAGUUGAUGAAGUAAAGAAUACUGAGUGCGCUGCUGAUAUUUUACUGCAACAGCAGAGCGAGAUCACAAGUGCUCGCAAGGAAAAUCAACAACAAGAAAAUUCGAUCAGAAUAAGUUCACGUUAUCAUGACACACAAACUCAAAAUAUUAUAACAAGAAACAUUUCUUGGCAGGUCCAGUCCUGGAUAUUUUCUGCCCUCUGCACAUUAAACUGGGUUAAUUAUUUCUGUCUCUUACUGUAAAAUGUUUAUCAUGUGUCCCAGUAAAGACUAAAUAAAGGACUGUGUGUGUCCUCCUCCUCCCUCUGUCAGUGUUCAGUAUCCAUGUUGGGUUUUAUGUGUUCUGCAUUCCUCCAGCAGUCUGGUGAGGAAUGAAAAGUGAUGAUGUCUGGAAAGUGAAACUUAAGGAAACAGUCUCAGGUAUAAGAGCAGCAGAGAUGAGACUUCCUGGACACAAUCAGAGCGAGGAUGGGUGUUCAAGGACUGACCACAUUCUUAGAGAAUCACCAGCUGAUCUACCGGGACGUCCGGUUCCGGAUGAGCCGUCUGGUGAUCGAUGGCUGCAACCUGCUCCACUUGCUGUACUUUCACUCAGGUCUGGACCAGAACCAUGGUGGGGAGUAUGCUGCGUUUGAGAACCAGGUUGAGAAGUUCAUCGCAGCACUCAGAGCCUGUGAGAUCAAACCGUAUGUGGUGCUGGACGGGGGCACGGACCCCACCGACAAGAAGCUUGAAACAGUGACGCAGAGAGCUGAGGAACGGAUCCAGAGAGCCCAUCUAGCGGCAGUGGGUGGCAGCCAGGAGAACAUCAUGCCAGAGCUGGUCAAGAUGGUGUUCAAACAGACGCUGGCCCGGCUGGAGGUUCCGGUGGCUAAGUGCUACGGGGAGGCCGACCAGGAGAUUGCCGCCCUCGCCAAUGAGUGGAACUGUCCGGUGCUCUCCAACGACAGCGACUUCUUCAUCUUCGACCUCUCAGCAGGGCUGCUGCCGAUCUCCCAUUUCCAGUGGGAGGCGCUGGAGCAGAGCGGCUCACGGCGCUACAUCCCCUGUAAGAACUACAAAACCUCCAACAUCUGCAUCCUCUUCAGCAUCCAGCCGCAGAUCCUACCUGCCUUCGCAGCCUUGGCUGGGAACGACUACGUGAAGCUGCAGAAGGAAUCAUUCAUCCGCUGGACUCAGUUCUGCCCAGCAAGUGCUGUGAAACCGAGCCGCCUGGAGGGGCUGCUCUGCUGGCUGAGGAGCUUCCACCAGCCUCAGGAGGCCUUCGAGGCGGCGCUGGAGCUGAUUGGAACGCUGAGCGAGAAGAGAAAGGCAGAGGUGCUGCAAGGCUUGCAUCUUGGCAUGGAGGAGUACCGGCUCCCUCCCAGCUCCCUGAAGAGGUUCUUCCUCCACGGGACAGCACCUCCAUUCCCAGCAGAGGAGAAGACGGCGGGUCUCAUCCCAGACUGGAUCCGGCUGCCGUUUACGCAGGCCCGGCUGCCUUCAGACAUCCUGGAUGUGCUGCUCCUGCAGAGGAUGAACCUCGGCUGCCCCGUGGCCAACGCCGACACGCCCAGCGCUUACCUGACAUCCAGGCCGAUCCGCCAGGUGAUGUACGGGCUGCUGCUGGGUCGCAGAGGGGGGCCGGUUCAGGAGAGAGACAGAGAAGGAUUCCAGCUGAAGUUCAUCCCAGUCCAACCAGCCUUCAGAGGAGUCGCCAAGCAGCUGCAGCUCAACUCACUGGACCAGGCGGAGCCCUCUCAGCGUCUGCAGGUGUUGCUGGAGGCUCUGGGGGUGACGGAGGCCUCUCUGAACCGCCUGCCUCCUCGGCUGCGCCUCCUGGUGGCCGUCACCUGCUACUGGAUGCAGAGAGCUCAGCCUUGUCCAGGCGAGAGGCUGCUGAGGGCGCUGCUGCUGGGAGUGACUAAUGGAGACGCUCUGAGACGCCAAGCAGAUCUGCAGAUUCAGAAUCAAAAGCUGGAUGUGGGCGUGGCUCACGCCUUCAGCCAAUGGCAGGUGUGCAUGAAGGACAGCAUCCACCUGAACCAGCUGCUGGGUUACCCAUUACCUGAACCACAGAUCGCCAAGUUGUACGAGGGGACAGUGGUCCACAAUCUUGUCCACCAGAUGAGGACAAGAAAAAUGAGGUGGCUGAAGUACAACCCCUCUAGUGUUAAACAGUACAAAGCCAUGCUGUCCGUUGUCCACCAGUCUUUCAGUCAAGAGGUGACAAAACCCUCAGUUACUCAGAAGACACCGACGUCUCCGCGCCGGCAGCAUCUGGGCGACCUGACCACCAGCCUGCAGCAGCUGUUCCUCCAGUAUGAAGAUGAUGAGGAGACCAUGACCGAAGCCGACAGCGUGGUCAGAGCACACCAGGACCGAGAUCUGGAUGACUUGCUGUCAGUGAAAACACGUUACAGAGCCAGAGAGAGAAUCAACUCUGGCAAAAACCCAGACCUGGUUCUGAAGAAGGAGCGCAGGGGGGUGGACAUCCUGUGAGCCGAGCCGCCCAGCUCAGGGUUCGAUUUCUGUCCUCAGUUCUGACUUCAGUUCACAUGUUAAAGUAUUUUCAUUAUUUUGUCAAUGAACCUCUAUAAAGAUGUGCAGAUGAAUUUUUGGACACUAGGGGGCAGUGAAACAUGUAAACAAGGUUAAACAUCAGUUAAUGCUCCUUCUCUGAUCUGUGGUGAUGUUUCAACAUCUGAACCAACAUUCGGCUGUUUUUUUUAAUAGAUUUCUUCUAACCAAUUCUGUAUUUAUCUGUCUUUGUAAAACAAAAAGAAAAAAACAUUUUACAUUAGUUUCUGAACUACUUGUGUUAAAUCUUUGUCAUAUUUGUAAAUAUUUUUCUGUUUAAUUCUUAAAUGUAUUUUGCACAAGAAUGAAUGAUAUACACGUUAGGAAAUCUUAAAUCUCUGUUAAUGUGUUUUUACUGCAUAUUUAUCAGGCUGUAUUUUAUGAAGGGUGUGUGAGUAAUAAACUUUGUUCUGCUGAUAAAACCUGUGUGGAUAUAAAAUGAUUGUCAAUGACGUCAGGAAGGUUCAACUUCAACUUCGUGUGGGUCGUCAUAUAUCCUCCCUCCUCACCCUCAGUACUGGCUUCCCCCAAGGAUGCGUUCUGAGCCUCUUGCUGUACUCCUUGUAGACUUAUGACUGCACGGCCACUUCAGACUUCAAUACCAUCAUCAUAAAAUUGUGGAUGAUACAGCUGUAGUGGGCCUCAUCUCCGAUAACAAUGAGUCUGCUUACCGGACUGAGAUCAAACAUCUCAUGGACUGGAGUGAGCACAGCAACUUAAAACUCAACACCGGGAAAACAAAGGAGCUAAUAGUGGACUUUGGCAGGAAGCAGCAGAGGAACCUCCAACCCAUCUGUGUAAAUGGGGCCCAGGUGGAGAGAGUGGACAGUUUUAAAUACCUGGGUGUCCACACCACACAGGACCUCUCCUGGUCCUUUCACAUCAAUACCUUUGUUAAGAAAGGCCACCAGCACCUUUUUAUCUAAGGAGACUGAGGGACUUCAAACUCCCACUCAGGACACUUAGGAACUUUUACACCUUGUUUAACUGAAGUGAAGUCAGAAGGAGAAGGAGAAGUUUAUAUUUGCAUGUAUAGUUGUCAGAUAUUGUUUUAACAUUUAAGUACUUCAGAUAUUAUUUUAUUCCCACUGACUCUUAUUUCUUAUAAUCUCUCUAUAAUUUGAUAUUUCUAUUUGAGAAAGAGCGACUGCAUCAGACAGAGAAGCAGCCAGAAAUUCAACUCUAAAUAAUCAGAGAACGAAUAUGGAAAUAUUGCACAUCAGUAGAAAUGUUCUUAUAUCCAGCACCACUGCACAGACCGACCCGUGAGCUCUCUGCUGGUCACCCCUAACCCUACUGUGAAGUGUUUGAAAAGUUUGAAAAAUCUAAAAAUAUUUUCAUCUUUAUAAUUUAUUCAUAUUUAAAGCUGCAGUCUGGAGUCUUGAGAAUAAAGUGGACUUGGUCAGAACAUUAGAAUGAAACAGCUCCUAGGUCAGUCCUUCUAAGCCCCGUAACCAUGGCAACAAAGGACACCAGAUAACCAAGAAGGGGCAUUCAAAAUAAAAACAACAACCUAAACAGUGAUUGUUCUGUUUCUGAUCAAUACAACUAAAUCACAGUGAGAGCGCCUCAUGCAGAUCACUGUAGAUAUCCAGAGUGAUAAUCAAUAUUCCUCACAUCGCUGUAGACGAGCUACCAGGUGAUCGUUCAGGUGAUCAUCAUCACCUGCUGCCUUUCUGAAGCAUGCCUCUUUUAACAAGACAGAUUACAGGACACAGUAGAAGAUGCGGGACUGGGAGUUGAAUCUGGACGCCUGCUUUAACAACUGAGGUAAACAACGUUCAAUAAUUGAAUAAUUCUCAGGUUGGAUCCACAUACACAACAAAUAAAUCCCGCCCACAGUCAGUGCAUUUCCCUCCAAAACUUUAGAUGUUUAUAUCAGUCGGUUAUGGAUCUCCACUCUGGUCGGAGUGGCUCUCCUCUCAGGACAUGAACAACUGUUCUAUGAAUCUGCUUUAUGUGUCCAAUUACCUGCUCAGUACAGGUGUAUUCAUGUCUGUGGGGGAGCUGAACAGAUCAGUUAUUACCUGUAGAUCUCAGGUAAUAAGCUCAGGUGAACAGUGGGACUUGUCUUCAGCUUCAGGUGAAACAGCUCUGACCUGUAUGGUGAUCAGACCCGGAGAGGAGACACACCUGGGCCAACCAGACGUACCGAGUGUGACUCUGAGGUGAAACGUCUCCAGAUGUGAUCAGAACCAACAGGAAGUGAUGGAAAAUCUACAAAAAUACGACUCAGAUAUUUGAGGUGAAUCGUACCGAAGAGGCUGAGGCUCUCCGUCUGGAAGACGUUCUGCAGAGGAGGGAAGUAGAUGACGAGGAGCUGACCCAUGAUGGAGGCCAGGACAGCGUAACAGAACGUCCUGUUGCUGCACAGACCCAUCUCAUGAACCAUACGGGUCUGAGGAGCAGGAGGCUUCAUGACAUCUUGAUUGAUUCAUUCAUCCGAGUCUGGUGAUUAUCUAAGAGCCUGAAACAUCAGCGCCUGUUCGUCAGUGAUCACAGGUGGAGAACGUGCCGACCUGCAGCGUUCGGUGAACACAUCGAACAGCCAUCCACUUCUGCUCCGAGAAAUCUGAUCAUGGCCUGAUCGAUCGGUUCAUCCUGCAGCUUGAAGCCGAACACUGAUGAGCAGUUUCUUCUGUGCAGUGUAAUUUCUCAGUGCUGACUGCUCCUCUGAGGACGGCUCACUGAGCGCCCGACAAUCACUUCACAGAAAAGAAAAAACAGUUUGAGACGUUAAAAUAUGAAAAUGUGAUGCGCAGAACAGAUCCUUCGUCCCUCGAGCACACUGAUCCAUCCGCAGCAAUCAAAACCUAAAAUAUGAAAUUAAAAAUUAAAGCUCAGCGUUCUUUAA